CGAGGACGUGUUUGGUGAAUCGUUCUUUUUCCGAUAAACCGGCCCAAAACUUCCAUGUGGACACGGAUAUUCAGCAUUUUCGCUUGUAAAAUCGGAUAAAAAGGUGCAUUUUCGCGGAAUAUAGUGUAAUCACCCAAGGGACGCUGAAAAUGGCUACGGAAAGGAAGGGAACCUUCAAGGUGGAAUACCUGCAGAAGAUCGAGCGGGAGAUGCAGGAACGAUGGGAUCGUGAAAAACUGCACGAAAACAAUGCAGCCGCUACUCCGAGGAAAAGUCCGGAUGAUAAAUUCUUGGUCACCUUCCCGUUCCCAUACAUGAACGGAAGACUCCAUCUGGGGCAUACGUUUUCACUGUCGAAAGCGGAAUUUGCCAUUCGAUUCCAGCGACUGAAGGGAAAGCAGGUUCUUUUUCCCUUUGGAUUUCACUGUACGGGAAUGCCCAUCAAGGCUUGUGCGGAUAAGCUGAAACGAGAGAUGGAAACGUUCGGUUGUCCUCCGGUGUUCCCGGCCGACCAGGAAGUGGAGGUCGUUGAGGAGAGAGACGUCGUUCCGAAGGAUAAGAGCAAGGGCAAGAAGAGUAAGGCUGUGGCCAAGGCGGGAGCGGCAAAGUACCAAUGGCAGAUUAUGCAAAGUCUGGGCUUAAAUGAUACGGAGAUUAAGAAGUUUGCCGAUACGGAUCACUGGCUCGACUACUUCCCGCCGUUGGCCAUUAAGGAUCUGAAGGCGAUUGGAUGUCAUAUCGAUUGGAGGAGAACGUUCAUCACUACGGACGCUAAUCCGUUCUUUGAUUCGUUCGUUCGCUGGCAGUUUAAUCAUCUGAAGGCGCGGGGAAAGAUUAUGUACGGAAAGAGGCAUAGCAUUUUCUCCCCGAAGGACGGACAACCUUGCAUGGAUCACGACCGAUCGUCCGGAGAAGGUGUCGGACCUCAGGAGUACACUUUGAUUAAGAUGAAGAUUACGGGAAAACUGCCAGCCAAGCUGGCAUCCGUCAAGGCACCUGUCUAUCUGGUUUGCGGAACCUUGAGACCGGAAACUAUGUAUGGCCAAACCAAUUGCUGGGUGCAUCCGGACAUUAAGUACAUCGCCUUUGAAACCAAUCGUAACGGAGAAGUAUGGAUUUGUACUCGACGCUCUGCUCGGAAUAUGGCCUACCAGGGAUUUACCGCAGUGGAAGGUCAAGUAAAAGAAAUCGCUGAGCUUACUGGUCAGGAAAUUAUAGGACUAGCACUGUCCGCUCCUCUGACUCCGAAUAAGGUCAUCUAUACACUCCCAAUGUUGUCGAUCAAGGAGGACAAAGGAACGGGCAUUGUCACUUCGGUGCCGUCGGAUUCCCCCGACGAUUAUGCCGCGCUGCUCGAUCUGCAGAAAAAGGCUGCCUUCAGGGAAAAGUACUCCAUUACCGACGAAAUGGUGUUGCCCUUUGAACCGAUUCCAAUCAUUGAAGUGCCUGGACUAGGAAAGUUGAGCGCUAUUUACGCCUACGAAAAGUUCAAGGUCCAAAGUCAGAACGAUCGUGACAAGCUGACAGAGGCUAAAGAACUGGUCUACCUGAAGGGCUUCUAUGACGGAGUGCUCCUCGUUGGUGAACAUGCAGGAAAAAAGGUUCAGGACGUGAAAAAGGAUCUUAAGGCAUACCUGGUCGAACGGAACGAAGCCGACGUGUACUACGAACCGGAGAAAACCAUCAUGUCACGUUCAGGAGACGUCUGCGUAGUGGCCCUAUGCAACCAGUGGUAUUUGAACUACGGUGAAGAGAGCUGGCAAAAGACGACGACGGAUCACCUCCGCACGAUGCAGGUCUAUCACGACGAAGUCGCCCGGAACUUCGAACACUGUCUGGACUGGCUGCACGAGUAUGCCUGUUCGCGAACUUACGGUCUGGGAACGAAACUACCCUGGGAUGACCAGUGGUUGAUUGAAUCGCUGUCGGAUUCGACGAUCUACAUGGCGUUCUAUACGGUGGUGCACCUGCUACAGGAUGGUUCGUUCCGUGGGGAGAAACCGAGUCCGCUGGGAAUUAAACCGGCCGAUAUGACGGCGCAAGUUUGGGACUAUAUCUUCUUCAAGGAGGCCAAAUUCCCCGCUAUGACCAAGAUCAAGAAGGAGCACCUGGAAAAGCUGAAGAAGGAGUUUAAUUAUUGGUACCCCGUAGAUCUGCGUGUCUCCGGCAAGGAUCUGAUCCAGAACCAUUUGACUUUCUUCCUGUACAACCACGUCGCCAUGUGGCCGAACGACCCAUCCAAGUGGCCCCGCGGUAUCCGCUGCAACGGUCAUCUGCUGCUGAACUCGGCUAAAAUGUCCAAAUCGGAUGGUAACUUCCUGACCCUGUACGAAGCGAUUUCCAAGUUCAGUGCCGACGGAACGCGACUCUGCCUGGCCGAUGCUGGUGACAGCAUUGAGGAUGCCAACUUUGUGGAAAGUAGUGCCGAUGCGGGAAUCCUGCGACUGUACACGUUCAUCGAAUGGGUGAAGGAGACUCUCGCUGCGAAGGCCAUGCUGCGAAAGGGACCGCAGAACGAUUUCAACGAUGCCGUUUUCAUGAGCGAAAUGAAUCUGAAGGUGAAGGAGACUGACGAUUUCUUCCAAAAGAUGCUGUACAAGGAAGCUCUGAGGACAGGAUUCUUCGAAUUCCAGUCAGCUCGUGACAAGUACAGGGAACUUUGUGGAUCGGAAGGAAUGCACGUGGACUUGGCGAUGGAGUUCAUUCGCCGUCAGGCUCUGCUGAUGGCUCCGAUUUGCCCACACGUUGCCGAACAUGUGUGGCAGCUGUUGGGUAACAAAACUAGCAUCCUAAAAGCGGCCUGGCCUCAGGUUGGCACUAUUGACGAAAAGAAAAUCAAAUGCUCUGCGUAUUUGAUGGAUGCCGCCCAUUCGUUCCGUGUCAAUUUGAAGAUUAUUUCACAGACUAAAACCAAGGGUGGCAAAACGGCACCUGCAGCAAUCAAACCCAGCGAGGGAACCAUUUGGGUAGCCAAAUCUUUCCCACCAUGGCAGAGCUGCGUGCUGGACACGAUGCGAGAAUUGUACGAGAAGAACAACACUCUUCCGGAUAAUAAGGUUAUUUCCGUAGAGCUGGGCAAAAAAGAAGUCUUGAAGAAGUUUAUGAAACGAGUAAUGCCGUUUGCUCAGAUGGUGCGGGAACGCGUCGAAUCGGCCGGUGGACCGGGAAAGAGCGCUAUGGACGUUACACUGGACUUUGACGAACGGGAAGUGCUGGAAAAGAACAUUGAAUAUUUGAAGAACACUCUGGAACUAGAAUCCCUACACAUUCGAUUCACCGACGAAGCGGAUGCACCGGAGAAGAUGAAGGAGGAAGUCCGACCGGGAGCUCCGUACGUCAUAUUUACGGUAAAACCUUUCGUCUCCGUGACGCUGGAAAAUCCGAUCGAACGAUCCGGACUGUUUACGGUGACUUUGAAUCUAAGUGAUGGUGACACCAGCACGAAGUUCCGGGAAAAACUUGCCAAGCAGAUUGAAUUCAAAGCUGACUUAUCGGCAUUGGAAAUUUUGCGAUUUGAAGAUCCCGUUAUGGGACCGAGAAGGCCACCGACCUUCCAAGACUACCGCGCUGGAAAGUUGAUCAUCGAAGAAGGAACGUUCAGAAUCGAUGAGGCUAAAAAGCAGCUGUUCCUUACCAACGGUACGAUUAAGAAUCUGAAUGUUGGAACCAGCUUCCUGUACGUUAUCAACUAACGUAAAACAACUUAUUGGAAGUGCGCAGUAGGAAUUUGGAACUAAUGAAUAUUAAAACUUAUCAAAUGACUAAAAAAUUAUCGU
Ochlerotatus camptorhynchus is the source of this 3776-nucleotide messenger RNA. It is a transcript of the gene LeuRS, whose product is annotated as Leucyl-tRNA synthetase. The transcript is spliced from 4 exons. The record is from RefSeq and is a predicted model, not a curated record. Gene Ontology annotation, biological process: leucyl-tRNA aminoacylation. The coding region runs from base 150 to 3692 and encodes 1180 amino acids. Gene Ontology annotation, molecular function: ATP binding; aminoacyl-tRNA deacylase activity; leucine-tRNA ligase activity. NCBI's taxonomy places the organism in Eukaryota, Metazoa, Arthropoda, Insecta, Diptera, Culicidae.